AUGCAUGAAAAUAAGUUAGUCGUUCUUGGCUCAGUAGGUGUUGGAAAGUCUGCACUGGAACAAUUUACAGCAAUGAGGGAUUUGUACAUGAAAAAUGGGCAAGGAUUUGCAUUAGUUUAUUCCAUCACGGCACAGUCCACUUUUAAUGAUUUGCAAGACUUGAGAGAACAGAUUCUUCGAGUUAAGGACAGUGAUGAUGUUCCAAUGAUUCUGGUUGGUAAUAAGUGUGACUUAGAAGAUGAAAGAGUUGUAGGAAAGGAGCAAGGUCAAAAUCUAGCACGACAGUGGAACAACUGUGCAUUCUUAGAAUCUUCUGCAAAGUCAAAAAUAAAUGUUAAUGAGAUCUUUUAUGACCUAGUGCGGCAAAUUAACCGAAAAACUCCUGUGCCUGGGAAGGCUCGCAAAAAGUCAUCAUGUCACCUGCUUUAA
Molecule: messenger RNA, 429 nt
Organism: Elephantulus edwardii (Cape elephant shrew)
Lineage: Eukaryota; Metazoa; Chordata; Mammalia; Macroscelidea; Macroscelididae
Product: ras-related protein Rap-1b-like
Exons: 2
Coding region: 1-429 (142 amino acids)
Biological process (GO): Rap protein signal transduction; cellular response to cAMP; negative regulation of synaptic vesicle exocytosis
Cellular component (GO): plasma membrane
Molecular function (GO): GTP binding; GTPase activity; GDP binding
Source: RefSeq, a predicted model, not a curated record